Punica granatum (pomegranate) is the source of this 564-nucleotide messenger RNA. NCBI's taxonomy places the organism in Eukaryota, Viridiplantae, Streptophyta, Magnoliopsida, Myrtales, Lythraceae. The record is from RefSeq and is a predicted model, not a curated record.
AUGGAGAAAUUUUCGUCCAUUUUCUUCCUCGUCUUCCUCCUCGUCUUCUCGGAAUCAGCAGUUCCAACUGCCGGCGAAUCACUGAUCAAGAGGAAUGCGAAGCCCUGCCAACGGUUGAUGCUCCACCUGCAUGACAUCUUCCAGGAAGGUAUUAACAACACCUUCCCAAAUGCAACGUCAGCUUCGGUAACGGAAGGUGUGCCUGGGUUCGGACCAUUCCUGUUUGGUAAGCUGUACGUUUUUGACAAUCCGGUGACUGGAGACGAGAACAUGAACUCUCCCCCCGCUGCCCGUGCCCGUGGUUUCUACCUUUAUGACCGCAAGGACACUCCCAACACUCUUUUCCUGAUCACCUUAAGCUUCAACUCAAGCGAGUACAAGGGUACGAUGACAAUGCUCGGAAACAAUGAGCACGGGGCAGAGACUAGGGAUAUUCCCAUCGUCGGUGGAACAGGAGAUUUCUUCAUGGCCAGAGGGAUCGCAACUCUAGAGACAGAAGUUCUCGAUUUUGUGAAGUCUUAUUUUCGAGUGAGGAUGGAUAUUAAGUUGUACGAAUGUUAUUAG